UGUACAGUGUGUAUUGGAUCAGAUUCCCGCGUUGAAGGAUCCAACCCUUUGCAAUUUCAUCCAAUCCUCAUUGCUUCGCGCCCUUAAUCAACCUGAAUACUUCUUUGUCCAAACCCGCCAACGCAAGCUCUCGGCCAGUUGAUCCGGGGGAUUCUGGUCACCACCGCAACAGCACGUGCAAAACAAGUUCCCAUCAAGAGACCUGUGCCGUGUGGGACUUCUCAAUCCUCUCGCGACCCUUUGUCAAGAAAGUGAGGAUUGGUCGGCACUUGCUAAACUCUUUUUUCUACCCUGGUAGAACUUGUGCGGAAAUAGCGUCUCUCCGACGAGAGAAUCCGAUCAAGCCUUCAACUUUGGCAUUCCGAGCCCACACUUCCCCUCCGUUUCGCAAUCAUGAGGCUCACGGCCGACCUGAUCAACAACUCGUUGUCAUAUUUAAAUCCACUCAAGGAGCGGGAGCUUGACCUACGAGGCCAUAAAAUCCCUAUCAUCGAGAACCUUGGUGUUGCCGGGCCACAAGAUGCCAUCGACUUCACAGACAACGACAUCGCCACAAUCUCCAAUUUCCCCCUCUCCCCUCGGUUAAACACGCUGCUAUGUGCGCGAAAUCGGAUACAGAGCGUCGACAAAAGAAUUGCAGAACAAAUACCAAACUUGACAACGCUGGUACUCACUGCGAAUCACGUCAAAGAGCUGGCAGAUCUCGACGGGUUGAGUUUAUGUGGAAAGUUGACACAUCUCUGUUUGCUGGAGAAUCCGGUAACGAGAAAAGAACACUACAGACUCUACCUGAUAUGGGCAAAUCCGUCGUUACGAUUCCUUGACUAUCAAAAGGUCCGAGAGGCCGAGCGCGAGCAGGCCACUGAAUUGUUUGGCACCGCUGAAGAGCCCUCGGAAUUGGCAGCAAGGAUUAAAGGUGUCAAGACCAGAUCAUUCGACGUAUCGGGUGCCGGCGUCAACGGCAAGGCAGAGGGUAAACGGAAAGGUGUACGGACACAAUUGACAGAGACGGAGAAGAAGAGAGUGCAAGAAAUGAUCAAGAAUGCAAAGAGUCUAGCCGAAAUCACAAGCAUAGAGAAAGAUCUCGCCGAAGGUCGCAUACCAGCCGGUGCAGCUGAUGCAGAUAGAAUGGUGUCAUAAACGAUGUCGCGAGUGUAAAGACCAGGACGACACCUCGAAUCUGUAGUGGUUGGCAAAGCAUUCAUGACCUUGUAACAUAGCGCCGCCAAUCUAUCAGGUUCUUCUCACACGAGCAGUUUGAAAAUAAACCUUUACCGG
Molecule: messenger RNA, 1278 nt
Organism: Exophiala oligosperma
Lineage: Eukaryota; Fungi; Ascomycota; Eurotiomycetes; Chaetothyriales; Herpotrichiellaceae
Exons: 3
Coding region: 394-1140 (248 amino acids)
Biological process (GO): mRNA splicing, via spliceosome
Cellular component (GO): U2 snRNP
Molecular function (GO): protein binding; U2 snRNA binding
Source: RefSeq, a predicted model, not a curated record